This is a messenger RNA of Cottoperca gobio, 3659 nucleotides long. RefSeq names its product collagen alpha-1(VIII) chain-like. Gene Ontology annotation, molecular function: protein binding. The transcript is spliced from 4 exons. The record is from RefSeq and is a predicted model, not a curated record. Bases 217 to 2475 code for a protein of 752 amino acids. NCBI's taxonomy places the organism in Eukaryota, Metazoa, Chordata, Actinopteri, Perciformes, Bovichtidae.
GGAAAAUACCAUGGAGCAAGUUUUUAGAAGGGCCCAGCAGGACUGCAGCUAACACCUGGCUGGAUCCCAUGAAUGGCCGCCGUCCCACUCAUGCCUUGGAAAAGACCCAGAAAAACGACCUAAAGUGAGCGGAAGUAGAGGAGAAACCAGACAAAGGAGGCGCAGGCCAGAGGAAGCGACGACCUUCGGUUUGAGAGCAGGGAAAAUCUGAAAAAAAUGGUGGCUGUGCCCCUCCACACUUCCUAUCUACUCAUCACAGUGUUCCAGCUGUGUUUAUUACACCUGGCCAACGGUGGGGCGUAUUAUGGACAGCCCCAGCCCCAGCCCCAGCCCCAGCCCCAGCCCCAGCCCCAGCCCCAGCCCUUGCCACAGUACAAUGAUGGCUAUCCUCAGCAGCAGUUUUUGGGGAACGAGAUGCCACACAUGCCUUAUGGCAAAGAAGUGCCAUUACUGCCUCAGUACAGAAAAGAGCUUCCUCAACUGCCUGUACAAAAGGGCAACGAUAGGCUACUGACUGGAGGCAAAGGACAAACAUUCAUCAGAGGGGCUAAAGGUCCACUUCCCCCUGGUCCUGGUGGAGAAGGUCUCAGAGAGGGACCACAAGGAGUUCAGGGCCCCGCAGGACCAACAGGACCGCCAGGACCACAAGGCCCUGCAGGGCUACCAGGCCAGGGAUUGCCAGGGCCACCAGGAAAGCCAGGGCCUUCUGGUCCUCAAGGAUACCCAGGAAUCGGAAAACCUGGCAUGCCAGGAUUGCCAGGAAAACCUGGAGGACCCGGAUUAACAGGACCAAAAGGUGACCUUGGUCCUAAUGGUGGUGAAGGACCAACUGGACUUCCUGGGCGUCCAGGGAACCCAGGUCCCCCAGGACUCCCGGGGCUUUCAAAACCAGGAGGUCAGGGUCUGCCCGGCCAGCUUGGUCACCUCGGGGAGCCUGGCCAUAAAGGUCCAACUGGGUUUCCUGGUCCUACAGGCCCCAAGGGAGACAGAGGAUAUGGUCAACCUGGUUUGCCAGGUUUGAAAGGACCUAGCGGACCACCAGGUCCACCUGGGAAUGUAGGCAUCCAUGGGCUUGGCAAACCUGGCUUGAAUGGUCUCCCUGGACAACCAGGGAUACCAGGAAAACCUGGUCCUCCUGGAGAGUCAGGACUAGCAGGGUCAUCUGGGGAAAGGGGCCAACCGGGACCACCAGGCUUGCCAGGGAUUGGAAAACCAGGAAAUGAUGGUUUUAGAGGGCAACCAGGGCCCUCUGGAGGGAAAGGGGAAUCAGGUCCUCCUGGUUUACCAGGUGGUCCAGGCAUGCCAGGUUAUGGUAAACCAGGGUUUCCAGGACCUAAGGGUCACAGUGGACAUGCUGGUCUUUCUGGACCUCCAGGUGUAAAAGGUGACAAAGGUCAUGGAGGUCUUCCAGGGGUCAUCGGUGCCACUGGUCCUAAUGGUAUUCCUGGCCCACCAGGACCAAUAGGGCAUCCUGGUAGCCUUGGCUUCCCAGGGCAAAAGGGAGAGGAUGGUGUUGGGGGACAAAAAGGAAAUCCUGGAAUGAAGGGUGACAUAGGCACCCCAGGUCUUCCUGGACAGCCAGGUUUGUCAGGUGGGGGUGGACAACCAGGACCAAGAGGUUUUCAAGGGCCUAUGGGCCCUAAAGGAGAAGCUAGUAGUAGGGGUUCACCUGGUGCCCCUGGUGCUGCAGGAUUAACUGGACCAAGAGGAGAGGGGGGGCAAACUGGAGAGAAAGGCUACCAGGGACCACAAGGUAUCCCAGGGCUUACAGGACCAGGGGGACCACUUGGACCUCCUGGGCUGCCAGGGAAAAAAGGUGAAACAGGCCUACCUGGUAAACCUGGCUAUCCUGGUGAGGGAAAGCUAGGACCUGCUGGUCAUAUUGGUCCUCAAGGUAACUCUGGGCCAAGUGGCCCUGCUGGACUUCCAGGGCAACCAGGACAACCUGGACCCCCUGGUCCUCCAGGACUACCUGCUGCAUCUCCUGAUAUUGGACAGAUCCUCCCCGCGACCGGUCCAUACACUGGCCAGAAACAAGGUUACAAGAAGAAUGGAGGCGACAUUGGUGGAAAUGGCGUGGAGAUGCCUGCGUUCACAGCUAAACUCACUAAUCCAUUCCCUCUUGUUGGAUCUCCUGUCAUCUUUGACAAACUCCUGCACAAUGGCAAUCAAGACUACAAUCCACAAAAUGGUGUUUUCACCUGUAGUGUACCAGGGGUCUACUACUUUGCUUACCAUGUCCACUGCAAAGGGAGUAAUCUGUGGGUGGCACUGAUGAAGAACAAUGAGCCAGUAAUGUACACAUAUGAUGAAUACAAAAAGGGCUUGCUGGAUCAGGCAUCGGGGAGUGCUGUACUCCCGUUACGACAAGGAGACACUGUUGAUAUACAGCUGCCAUCUGACCAGGCGUCAGGACUUUAUGCUGGUCAAUAUGUCCACUCCACGUUUUCUGGAUACUUAUUGUACCCAAUGUAAGAAAUGUGUAUAAACAAAGAUGGUAUAAAUGACCCACUGAUGGUAUGUUUUACCAUAUUUGUGAUAAAACUACUACAGUCUCAAAGAUACAAUGUAGGUCACAUUUAAAAGGUUUACAAAGAGUGGGAGAAUCGUUUCGUUUCAUAUAUAGCAGCAACAUACUUCAUUGAAUGUGUCUUAGAAACUCUGAAAGUUAUGCAGUUAUGAAAUGACAUUGUAUGAAUAUAAAUCUGGUCAUUGGCUGUGAUAUGCAAGAGGAAAGCAGAGGUAAAAACAAAAAAUUCUACCAAAUAUCUCAGUUGUCAUAAUUCUUGUAUGGUUACAAUGUGCAUUUAUUCUUAUAUCCAUCUAGACACUGUAUAUCAGUGUUCAUGUCAUGGCUUGAAUAAUUCCUGGAACAAUGAGGCUUUAAGUUGCAGAAUUGUAUUCACUUUUCACUAAUUUUUUGCUUUACAGUUAUAUACUGUAUACUGGGCACAUAAGAACAUAUUGGUUUCAUUGUUCAAUGCAUUUACUCAAAGCUAUUACUACAUAAUGCUGGGUUAUGUAUGUAGGGUAAUCAUACCGUUAUUAAGUUAUUGUUAGUCUUUUAACACUAUUUUGAAAAGACAUCUUUUUAAUGCAGAAAAAUAUGAGCGUAAAAUAAGUAGACCUAUAUGGUCAGUUUUAAAUCCAAUUUCAUACCAUAUCUCAGUCCACAACAGAACAGUGUUGUCCACAAUUUGGCAGUUGAACUAUCUUUUGAUUCUUUGCUUUUGACCAUUUGAUGUCAUGAUUUGUCUUGUUUUGUUUGUGACAUGAAUUCUUAAAAAGGUUUUUUGUCAGUUUGUCAGUAUUCUCUGUAAUUUAUUUGUUUUGACUACUGAAUAUUUGGAAUUGUAUUAAUGUCUGUGUGUUGACAGUAAAAUUAUGGAAUUUAUUCCAAAAUGCAGAACGUACAUGUUCUGUGGCAAAACAUAACAAAAUUUUCAAAAAACAUUUUCAGAAUCAUUCCCAUUUAUACUAUGUGUCAGUUUAUUUUUUAAUUUGUACUUUAUUUCUUCAAACUGAAUGAAAUUCUUAAAGCUUUUUUUCUUUUCAUUGGACAAUGGUGCAAAGCAUUAAAUGAGAAACUGUGCCUAAAAUAUGUGAAUUUAGUUGCUUUGAUUCGUUGGAUAUUGGUUUAAUAAAGAAAUACAAACAUC